CGGCUGAUUACGAAUAGCAAAGCGGUAAUAUCUUCAGCAACUCUUUACAGCUAUAGACUGAAUUUUAAUAUAAGCCAUUGGCUUGCGGUCGUGUGGUCGCCGGUUUUCAAAGAUAUACUAGAUGUGAAAGUUAGUGGCGUACGCAUCUUUUAGGGAAACAGAUCAUCAUACAUAAUACCGCAGCACCUGCACACGACAGUAAAAAGAACAGAAAAGAAUAUAAGUACUUCAAGCAAGAACAACAGGAUGACAGAAGCGUACGGCGAUACAACUAAUGGUACGUCCCUGCCCAGUUCGACACAUGGGCACGAACCGGCAGCCACCGUGGCCGGUCCUAUUAGUGAGCACGUGCUAGAUACGCAGCAGGACUACAAGAACAACGAUCCCUGGGGGAAGAGGGAAAAUAAUUAUAACGAUAAACGACUUCCCACGUCGACUUCCCACGACCAGCGGGCUGCCAACUCGGGGUCGUCAAGUUGGGCCUCCUCUUGGGACAAAAAUUACAGCGACUCCACUGGACGACAGAGCGGAGACUGGUACAACUAUAGAAACACGCAGCAUUCCAACUACCGCGACGACAGAGGCAACCCCGAAGGUGGAAGUGCCGGCAAUUGGCGAGGCGACGGUGAGUGGGACGGAAAAGCACCUUCGCACGACCUCCACAAAAGCGACUUUUCGUCCUACUCAUCGUCUACUACGAUCUGGCAGAAACAAAAUCGAAACUACAGCACACGCUAUUACAAGGCUGAAAACUACGACGACGCUGCUUCGACGGCCGCGAAGGCCCCGGAAGAUUGGCGAGCGAAAUACAACAGCUACGAUCAUGCUUCUACAACCUCGAACUACCGGAGUUUUGGUGGAGGUCGCGGCAAUGACGUCCCGUACGACAGGAAAAACAACUACUACAGAAACAUCAGAGAAGACGAGGACAGCAAGAACUAUUCCACGACCGGUGAAGACAACGCAACCUACUACACGACUCGUUCGUGGAAUCAACAAAACGCAGCGUCUUUCACCAAAAACCCGGUCACCAGCAGCACAGUCGUCGACAAAGAAGGCAACACGUGGGUGAAAGACGAAGCCGGAAGUUGGACGGAGUACAAAAAAUCUGGUUUCCGCUUCAACCCGCAGGAGGUGACUUCGUUUGGAAAACUCGCCACCCUGGAGGAGCUGGAAACAGACCGGAUCCAGAUCCAGUUUCUCCUGUCGACAAAAAUCGAAACUGAUUCGUCGACGGUCUCUGCUGCAGCUGCGCCCAUCGUUUUGGAGCACGUGUCAUCCUCAUCUGGGAAGGACAGAAAUGACUCUGGUCCUCCAGCUGCGGAAAACGGCGUCAACAGCGUGUUUGUUUUUGACAGUUUCCGGGACGACUUGACGGAAAAUUUGAUUCCAGGCUUAUCCACUGGAAAAGUGGUAUCGUACUCGUACUAAUUGCGUGCGUGCAUUGCAAAUCUCUUUCUUAAGGAAAAUCCGCCUAUACAGAUUUAAUCUGUCAUGCUAAGGCAAUUUCUAGUGCAAUUCAGAUUCACGAGUACGACUACGACACUUAUACUUUUGCAAUGCAUAAGGCUACGUCCUCGACAAUCUCGACUGGUACAAGUGGACGCGACCGAUGAAGAUCCAGAAAUACUUCCUGGCCCCGGCGGUCCAACACCUCUUUGCGAAAACGCCUAGUUCAACGUGUUGUUCUGAUAUUUCCAUACUUCGUGCAGCUCCUGGAACUACAGACGAGGGCGCGACAAGAAUUAUGGGGGCUUCUUCUACGGUAACAAAUGACGCCUUGACCUUCAACGCCCCGAUCGACAUUAUCGGUGUCGCGCGCACGGGCAGCGGCAAAACCCUCGCGUUCCUCGUAGCCACCAUCAUUCAACUCGAGGCCGCAGAGGCGCAGGGCCUGGAGCUGCGCGCACUAGUUCUCGCUCCCGUCCGGGAGCUCGCAGACCAGAUCCACAAGGAGUUUGAGAAGUUGACCUUUUGCCGAAAAAUCUGCUCGGUAUGCUGCUACGGCGGCCAGGGGCGCAAAUACCAGGAGCCGUACCUUUGUGCUGCGCGUCUCGUGGUCGGAACGCCGGGCAGAUUGAGGGACUUCGUCGAGGAUGGAAAACUCGACCUGAGCCGGAACUUCGGCAUUUUGGUCCUGGACUAUCACAGGAAAAAGUGCUAAGGUUACCGGAAAAAUUUGUGAUGCAGUAAUGCAUCAGAAAUGGCCCCGGAAUCGGAAUUGGUGUUGCAUAGCAUGCAUUCUAGGCAAAAUUUGUCAUGCAUAGCUGCAAUCUCUAAAAAUAAAAUCUAAACGUAAACGGACCGUUUACGUUAGCGCUUUUUUGUUUGAUAUGGACGAAGCGGACCGCAUGCUCGACGAGGGGUUUGGAGGUGUCGUCGAAGAGCUCGCGCGGGCGAUGAAAAUGCAACCCGGACGAGCAGAAGGUCCUCUACCGCCACGGAAGCGCAUCACCUACUUUUUCACGGCUACGUGGGACGCGACCGUGCAAAAAGUCGCCUUUGAACUCGCGGAAAACGAGCGGAAGCUGAUUUUGGAGGUCGAACAGGACCUUCACGGUUAUCCAAGAAAAAAACUGCGUUAGUGUAAAUCUUUUGGGAAAACAGCAUCACAAGUUUGUCUGCAAUGAUAGGAAAAACUUGUUAUGCGCAGUUAGGAAGGGAAAAAACAUACACAUAGGAAACGAGCCGAUCAUGCUCAUGCAUGUCGAGCAUGACAAGCGCAAGAAGUGUAACUGUUUUGCUUUUUCCGCAUCAGAGAUUUACGCUUACACAGUUUUUUUCUUGUAUAACGGUUCAACGAGGAUCAAUGCUGCCUCCAACACGACAGGAGCCGGCUCGUCUGCCCUUGAGGGACAUGAGGGACACGAUACUUCUUUUUCCGGUUCUUGCACUCUCACCGUCCGACCGGAGAUUGACCAGAAGGUGAUCGUGGUGGACCCGUCACUGGAUUAUGCUGCAGCGCAGACACUGAAGAAAAAGCUACUUUACGAUUUUCUGUCCGAACUGCUGGAUUAUCCCGAAGGAAAAAUAAAAUUGUGUUGGUGAUCAUGCCAAGUCCUCAGCACAAGCACUAGUACAAGGUAAAGUUUCGUGAAGCUGCAUCAAUGAAAGCGGGAGUAAGUACUACCAUCUGCAGCGGUGCAUGAUCUUCAGAAAACUUGUCAAGAUCUUUCUGUAUAGAGAACUGACACGCCAGUACUACUGGCACUUUACUUAGAACGUAUAGUGGAAGUUGAUCUACAACUUACUUUCCGAGCUCAUCUUGUUCUUCAAUGUGGAUUUCUAAUUAGGAAAGUCUAAAGUAAGAAAGUGCGAGGAGGACUUCUUCUAACGCGUGGUAGCACGCAUCAAAAAUUGUUCCAUUGCAUAUUUCUUGUCGGGACCUGAAGGUGUCCAAUUCCACGAACAGCGGUGCCCUCCUGGAAAACGAUGGCCGGUGCGAUGAAGGAGGUGCAAGUAACUUCUACACGACGUUGACGACAGAGGACCAGCAGGGGAGAAAGAAUGAAGAGGAGCAGGAACAAGCCUUAUACAACAUCCCAAUCGCAACCACUGACUCCAAUUCUAGUACAACCGCCUACGAGAAAAACGCCAAUCGGUCCUUUCCCGAGGGCGUAAAGGUCCUCAUUUUCGUCGCGGAAAAAAUAUGCAUUCCGCAAAAGUACCGUACCAGUUCUAGUAUAAAGCGCAUGACAAAUAACUUUCUCAAGAAGAAAAACUGGAGUUUGUCAUGCAGGACUGCAAUUUAUACGAACUGCAGUGCGAAGAUACUUUUGUCAUGCAGACCUGCAGUGCGAAGAUACUUUUGUCAUGCAGAACUGCAGUGCGAAGAUGCUUUUGCAAUGCAUAAGAAGUGACGGCGGACAACUUGUGCAGUGACCUCUGGAACGUGGGCUUCAACGAGGCAGCUGCAUUUACGAAACAGAAAAAUGUUGAUUUCGGAUAAUUGAUGAGAUGAUGUAAUUGCCUCACGCUUGUCCUCUUUUUAUCUGCGUUUUUUACGGCAUGUCGAAGUCUAUGUCCAUAAACCAAAGUCAUGUAAGUCGUGAUAGUGUGUCGUGACUAGCAAGCUCGCAGAACGACUUGCAUAUUGUUCCCACUCAGUACGUAGUGAUGGCAAGAUGACGUUGGACUUGGAGCGGAGAUCUUUCUUCUAGUUUAAAGGCAUCAUCAUGACUCAAAAAAUUUGAAAGGCAAAGUUUGGUUAUUCUUGUUGGGAAUGGGAUUUUUAUGCAAAUUCAUCAACUCGUGAUUUUUAGAGCAUACCGUUGCACGGUGGGAAGCGACAGGAUAAACGCACCGGCACGAUCGAAUCUUUUCGGUAAGAAUGUUGAUACUUAAGUUGUACCGAAUGUUCCGAAGGCAGCAAAGAGGAGUGCUUUCACAACAGCUUUGUCCUCCUCCAAUAAUCUAGAUUAUCCGUGCACCAGUUUGUCAUGUAGUUCCGGAAAAAAGAAUAAAUCCACUGAAUUGAUGUUACAGGCGUGGCUGGAUCCGGCUUUUGGUGGCAACCGACGUGAUUGGGCGCGGUCUCGACAUUCCGGACAUUUCCCACGUCUUCAUUUACGACUUUUCUUCGCUCGAAGACUACGUGCAUCGUGUCGGGCGAACCGCACGGGGCAGUUAUCCUGCGCAAAAACAUCGUUACUAGUUUGAAUUGCAUAUACAAAUUAGCUAAAGAGUGUGGACAGAUCAUGGAAUUUGUCAUGCUGUUAUAGCAGAGGCAGAGCCGUAGGAAAAGGAAGGCAAUUUGUCAUGCAUAGCUGUAAUUAUGCGAUACUUUUGCAAUUUUAUACCAGGGAGGUGGUAACCAAGGCGUCGUCAAUCGCGAUCUUUGAGUACUUAUCAACUGUAAAAAUGUCUGGGUCUGGAAGAAUCCAACUUGUCAUGCUGAUUUUGGAUUGUAAAAAAAUCUGUAUUGCAUGAGCAGCAAAGAGAGUCCAAGUUUUGCUACACGGACAGAGCAUUUGUCAUGCGGUAUAGGCAUCAGGAAGCCCUCACAAAAUCUGUGGCGCUAGGGCACGCAUCACAGACAUCAGGAGUCAUGCAAAAUGUGCAUGACAAACCUGGCAAUCUUCCAGACCCAGACACUUUUACACUUGAUAGCACUGGCCCAACUACCCGGACUAUGCAAAGGAAAAAAACUGCUUCAUAGUGAAGAGAAGUUUUAAAUUUUGAUAAAGAUGAUGCUCUGUGGGCUUCCAGCAUAAAACGACCCAAUUCUGUGGCGCGUCUUUCCUGCCCCCGUGCACGGGGAAGCAGGCUUCAUGCAGCAGGUGUUGUGCAAAUCCAAAUUGUAUUGUGCCUGUCGCUGGCUCUGUGUUGCAUCUGUUCUUUUUCGAAAGUAGUGUCCUAGUGCCACGACCACGACUGGUCAUGUUUGUAUAAUUCCCUCGAAAGCAAUAGCACGAAAAUUCAGCAGGGUGAAGCAGUUUUUUUCCUGCAAACCGCCUAUGCUGCUCAUCUGAUCCAGGUGCUGGAAAAGGCCGGCCAGCCGGUCCCCGACGAGCUGCGCGAGAUCGCUCGGCGGGUGCAGGAUCGCGAGGAGGUGGGCGUUCCGUUGGUCAAGUACUAGUGUAGCUACUUCUAUUUUUUGAUGAACAUCAAAACUGAGGGAGACGACGUCGAGGAACCUCGGUGUAAUUUUCGCAGAAGUUGUUUCUUUUCGUUGCAGUAUAUGGCUUGGUCCUUAAUAUUUAGUGGCCGGCGCCUUCCUCCCAGUCUUCCUCUACAAUUUCGCGGCAAGACGAAAUUACGCGAUGAAUAAUUUUCUUUGUUUUAUUUCAUGCAGGAAAAUAUAUCGUGUCUCUGUCUUCUUGCGGUACGUAGAAGAGAUCGAUGAGGACGUCGUCGCUUCUUUCUAAAUGUAAAACUGCUUUCCUUUCGGCAGACUUAUUUUAUUUUAUAUCAAAAUCAAAAACAAGACCGGUAUAAGUAUCAGCAUGUCAUCUACUCACCAUCAUUUUACCUUUUUGACGGAGUAGCAGCACGGAGGUUUUGCGCCAGUAUUAGCCAGUCGUGGAAACUAACUUUCGAUCCGAUGAGGAAACAGAACUCGACUUCAAGGUCGAAGCAUCCUUCUAGAUCUAGAAGCAUGAGAAGUUGUUUUUAGGAUCUAUAUGCAGACGCCGACAUGGAUAUACUGAUACUCUCUUUCGACCCAUCAACUCGCUAAUAUCGAUACAGCAAGAUGAGAAGAAGGACAUGUACCGCAUUUUGUUUGCAAACAUGAUUUUCUCCACGCCCAUUUCACGAAAAAAGUUGAAAAAAGUAAAAAAUAUUUGACGUUUGUGCUUUUAAAUCAAUCGCCCGAAAAGCGGCAUAGAUUUUUCUUCAU
Amoebophrya sp. A120 is the source of this 6340-nucleotide messenger RNA. NCBI's taxonomy places the organism in Eukaryota, Dinophyceae, Syndiniales, Amoebophryaceae. The record is from the annotation of a GenBank genome assembly.